Messenger RNA from Malania oleifera, 2004 nucleotides. Its product is annotated as MLO-like protein 1. Gene Ontology annotation, cellular component: membrane. Lineage: Eukaryota; Viridiplantae; Streptophyta; Magnoliopsida; Santalales; Ximeniaceae. Gene Ontology annotation, biological process: defense response. The record is from RefSeq and is a predicted model, not a curated record. The coding region runs from base 302 to 1801 and encodes 499 amino acids. The transcript has 14 exons.
GUCGCCACCCCCAUCUCAUCUCAUCAGUCCCAACCGCGUCACGGUGGGCCAUACUGUCAGGUGCUCUAUCCACCCCCCAUCAAUGGCGCUCUCUCUCUCUCUCUCUCUGUUUUUGAUUUUUGCGUAGCGCUUAAAAUCUUCUACCCGCUGCUAAGUUCUGCACUGCUUUUAAUGAUAAAUUAAUUCUGAAUCCCAACAGCUCCCGAUUUUGGACAACGGACAGCCACACAGAAAACGUUGUAUAGUUCAGAAAACAGAGAGAGAGAGAGAGAGAGAGAGAGACGGUAAGAAGGAAAGAAGGAUGUCGGGAGGGGAAGAAGAAGGGACGACGUUGGAAUUCACUCCCACAUGGGUCGUCGCCCUUGUCUGCACCGUCAUAGUCUCCAUCUCCCUCGCCGUCGAACGCCUCAUUCACUACGCCGGCAAGAAUUUGAAGAGGAAGAACCAGAAGCCUCUCUUCGAAGCCUUACAGAAAGUGAAAGAAGAGUUGAUGCUUUUGGGGUUCAUCUCGCUGCUUCUGACUGUAUGCCAGAAUCUGAUCUCCAAAAUUUGCGUCCCCAGCGACAUGCUCACUCACAUGCUGCCCUGCGCCGCCCCGGAGGAGAAAACUUCUAAUUCGACAGAAACUGUUGCCCAUUUUCAAAGCUUCUUCUCGUCUUUAAUCCCUUCUGGCCCUCGAAGGCGCCUACUCGCCGAACAUUCGGAAUCUAAAAAGACCGGUUACUGCGCUCUUAAGAACAAGGUUCCGCUGUUAUCUGAGGAAGCAUUGCAUCAUCUGCAUAUAUUUAUCUUUGUCCUAGCAAUUGUGCACGUGACGUUUUGUGUUCUUACUGUUCUUUUUGGUGGGGCGAAGAUACGCCAAUGGAAGCAUUGGGAGGAUUCUAUUGCAAAGGAUAAUUAUAAUACGGACCAUGUUCUGCAAAAGAAGGUCACCAACGUCCAUCAACAUACUUUCAUUAAGGAACACUUUCUGGGAUUAGGAAAAAAUUCAGCUUUACUGGGUUGGGUGCAUUCAUUCUUCAAGCAAUUUUAUGCAUCCGUGACAAAGUCCGAUUACAUUACACUACGACUAGGUUUCAUUAUGACGCACUGCAAGACAAACCCAAAGUUUGAUUUUCACAAGUACAUGAUCCGUGCCCUGGAAGAUGAUUUUAAGAAAGUUGUUGGGAUAAGCUGGUAUCUUUGGAUAUUUGUCGUCAUCUUCUUGUUGCUGAAUAUUAAUGGUUGGCACACAUACUUUUGGAUAGCUUUCAUUCCUUUCAUACUUCUACUUGCUGUGGGCACUAAGCUGGAGCAUGUAAUUACCCAGUUGGCUCAUGAGGUUGCUGAGAAGCAUGUAGCUAUAGAAGGGGAAUUGGUGGUUAAACCUUCAGAUGACCAUUUCUGGUUUGGUCGGCCACGCAUUAUCCUCUACUUGAUCCAUUUUAUCCUCUUCCAAAAUGCUUUUGAGAUAGCAUUUUUCUUUUGGAUAUGGGUUCAAUAUGGCUUUGAUUCCUGCAUAAUGGGACAAGUUCGUUAUAUUGUUCCAAGGCUUAUUAUAGGGGUGUUCAUUCAGGUACUCUGUAGUUACAGCACCCUACCUCUUUAUGCCAUUGUUGCACAGAUGGGAAGUCAUUUCAAAAAGGCAAUAUUUGAUGAACAUUUGCAAGCUGGUCUCGUUGGUUGGGUUCAAAAAGCUAAGAAGAAGGGGCUGAGAGCAGCAGCUAGUCAGGCAACUUCUAGCCAUGGGUCUACGGCUGGAAUUCAGCUAGGAAGAGUAAUGCGCAAGGAGUCUGCACCAGUGGAUAAUGAAAUUCCGUGAGUGCACUUCAGUGGAGAACACACGGAUGCAGGGGAGAUUUUUUCUUCAAAAGAACUCCUGCUUUGUAAUAUAGUUUUACGGGUUAUUUACAGCUCUAAUUAUCUCAGAAAUCAAAUAAGUUGAAAUGUUUGUCACCGUUAUGUCUUGGCAUUAAACAGCCUUUUUAAGUUCAAUUAUCAUGUCGGUGGUUGAAAAUUUUUCAA